CACAUUCGUUCGCUCUGUUGCGCCAUCUUUGAAAAUUUCUUUUUCUCGUAGGCACCGACGUGUAGAAAACGUGUUGUGCGUAGCUAGUGCAUAAUUUAUCCUAUUUUCCGGUAAAAUGGGUUUCGUAAAAGUUGUAAAGAACAAACAGUACUUCAAGCGUUAUCAAGUCAGGUUUCGCAGGCGUCGUGAGGGUAAAACUGAUUACUAUGCUCGCAAACGUCUGAUCUUCCAGGAUAAGAAUAAGUACAAUACGCCGAAGUACCGACUGAUUGUUCGUUUAAGCAAUCGCGAUAUCACUUGCCAGAUUGCCUACGCUCGUAUCGAAGGUGAUCGUAUUGUUUGUGCUGCAUACUCGCACGAAUUACCGCGUUAUGGCGUAAAGGUCGGUUUAACUAACUACGCUGCUGCUUAUUGUACUGGAUUGCUUGUAGCUCGUCGUAUCCUGCAGAAGCUUCGCCUCGAUACGUUGUACACUGGUUGUACUGAUGUCACCGGUGAAGAAUAUUUGGUCGAAGCGAUUGAUGAUGGUCCAGGUGCCUUCCGGUGCUAUUUGGACGUUGGUUUGGCUCGUACCUCUACUGGGGCUCGUGUAUUCGGGGCCAUGAAAGGUGCUGUCGAUGGUGGUUUGAAUAUUCCCCACUCCGUCAAACGUUUCCCGGGUUAUAGUGCGGAAAAUAAGACUUUCAAUGCUGAAGUACACCGCUCGCACAUCUUCGGACAGCAUGUUGCAGAUUACAUGCGUACCUUGGAGGAAGAAGAUGAAGAGGCGUACAAACGCCAGUUCAGCAAGUACAUCGGACUCGGAAUCAAGGCUGAUGAUAUUGAGAACAUCUACAAAAAUGCCCAUGCCGCCAUCCGCAAGGAUCCGUCAUUCACUAAGAAGCCGGAAAAGAAGGUCACCAAGAAGCGUCACAACGCUGCCAAACUCAGCUUGGAAGCCCGCAAGGCGAAGAUCGCCAAACACAAGGCCGAAUUCCUCGCCAAGAUCCAGGCCGAUGUGGAAGCUUAAAUUGGUGAAAAAACCUAUUUUCCCAUUCAGGAUCACUCAGCUGAGUAAAGUUAACUCGCUUUCUAGGGAGUAACUAUGUUUUUGAUAAGCGAUUUGUUUAUUCAUGGAAUAAAUGUAUUGUUCUAUUCGGCUGAAAUAUGAGCGAAAAUAAUGGCUUUUUACUACUAAUCACUUUCUAAUAUUUAAGGUACUAUUGUUAAUAUCUAUGCUAAGUGAAAAUAUAUUGGAAAUUGAAAAUUUAAA
This is a messenger RNA of Malaya genurostris, 1252 nucleotides long. RefSeq names its product large ribosomal subunit protein uL18 (gene RpL5). Gene Ontology annotation, molecular function: structural constituent of ribosome; 5S rRNA binding. The record is from RefSeq and is a predicted model, not a curated record. NCBI's taxonomy places the organism in Eukaryota, Metazoa, Arthropoda, Insecta, Diptera, Culicidae. Bases 116 to 1009 code for a protein of 297 amino acids. Gene Ontology annotation, cellular component: ribosome; cytosolic large ribosomal subunit. Gene Ontology annotation, biological process: translation; ribosomal large subunit assembly. The transcript has 4 exons.